GCUUGGCUCCUCCCCUGUUGCCUUCGCUCCGCUUGGCUCCCCCCAGCCCAGCACAGGCCGGAGCUGGGGAGGAGCCCACCGUGUCCCUGCGCUGCGCUGCGAGCCAAUCACCAGCCCCGAAUCUCCUCCGGCCCUACCUCCAGGCCCGCCCCAGUCCAGUCCGCGGCUCGGCUCGCCGGAGCCCCACCCCCGGCCCGCCCCGCCGUCGGUGCGCGGCGGCCGGGAAGGCGCCUCCCGCAGACGCUCGGAACUGUUGAUCCGAGAGCUGCCCGCUGAGGGCCGGCGGCGGGAGCGGAGUGGGUCGGGCGGGGCCGAGCCGGGCCGUGGGCCGUGUGGGGGCCGGGCGGCGGCCGGGCCGGCGGACGGCGGGAUGGGCUGCACCGUGAGCGCCGAGGACAAGGCGGCGGCCGAGCGCUCCAAGAUGAUCGAUAAGAACCUGCGGGAGGACGGCGAGAAGGCGGCGCGGGAGGUGAAGUUGCUGCUGUUGGGUGCUGGGGAGUCAGGGAAGAGCACCAUCGUCAAGCAGAUGAAGAUCAUCCACGAGGAUGGCUACUCCGAGGAGGAAUGCCGGCAGUAUCGGGCGGUCGUCUACAGCAACACCAUCCAGUCCAUCAUGGCCAUCGUCAAGGCCAUGGGCAACCUGCAGAUUGACUUUGCAGACCCCUCCCGCGCGGACGACGCCAGGCAGCUGUUUGCACUGUCUUGCACUGCUGAGGAGCAGGGUGUGCUCCCUGAGGACCUGUCCGGUGUCAUCCGGAGGCUCUGGGCUGACCACGGUGUGCAGGCCUGCUUUGGCCGCUCAAGGGAGUACCAGCUCAACGACUCAGCCGCCUACUACCUGAACGACCUGGAGCGCAUCGCACAGAGUGACUACAUCCCAACGCAGCAGGACGUGCUACGGACCCGCGUGAAGACCACGGGGAUCGUGGAGACGCAUUUCACCUUCAAGGACCUACACUUCAAGAUGUUUGACGUGGGUGGUCAGCGGUCGGAGCGGAAGAAGUGGAUCCACUGCUUUGAGGGCGUCACAGCCAUCAUCUUCUGUGUAGCCUUGAGCGCCUAUGACUUGGUGCUAGCCGAGGACGAGGAGAUGAACCGCAUGCAUGAGAGCAUGAAGCUGUUUGACAGCAUCUGCAACAACAAGUGGUUCACGGACACAUCCAUCAUCCUCUUCCUCAACAAGAAGGACCUGUUCGAGGAGAAGAUCACACAAAGCCCCCUGACCAUCUGCUUCCCUGAGUACACAGGGGCCAACAAGUAUGACGAGGCAGCCAGCUACAUCCAGAGUAAGUUUGAAGACCUGAAUAAACGCAAAGACACCAAGGAGAUCUAUACACACUUCACAUGCGCCACAGACACCAAGAACGUGCAGUUUGUGUUUGACGCCGUCACCGAUGUCAUCAUCAAGAAUAACCUGAAGGACUGCGGCCUCUUCUGAGGGGCAGCGGGGCCUGGCAGGAUGGGCCACCGCCGACUCUGCUCCCCCAGCCCCUGAGGAAGAUAGGGGCAAGAAGACCACGCUCCCCGCCUGUCCCCCGGCCGCUUUACCCCUAUCUUCUCUCUGUUCUCAGCUCCCCCAUCUCCUCCCUCAGCUCCAGACGUGGGGGGGGGUUGCCCUAGGCCUCCCUGUUUGAAGCCUGCCCUUUUCUGAGGUGCCAGGAAUGGCCAUGGUACCCCCUUUCUGGGCAUCUGCUCUGGUUUUUUAACCGUUGUCUUGUUCUGUGGGGAGGGGAGGGGAGCACAUGCUGAGUCCCCCAAGGCCUGUGUCUGGAGGGGCACCCACUUCUCCAGCCUGGACCCCUGGCUUUGCCUAACACCAGCCCCUGCCCCAGCCCAAGUCCUAAUGUUUACAGGGAGCCUCCUGCCCACCCCACCCCCCAGCCGCUCGGAGGCCCCAAAGGAAAAAGCACAAGAAGCGUGAGACGCCACCAUUCCUGGA
Lemur catta (Ring-tailed lemur) is the source of this 1939-nucleotide messenger RNA. It is a transcript of the gene GNAI2, whose product is annotated as G protein subunit alpha i2. Lineage: Eukaryota; Metazoa; Chordata; Mammalia; Primates; Lemuridae. Gene Ontology annotation, biological process: gamma-aminobutyric acid signaling pathway; adenylate cyclase-modulating G protein-coupled receptor signaling pathway. Gene Ontology annotation, molecular function: G protein-coupled receptor binding; GTP binding; GTPase activity. The record is from RefSeq and is a predicted model, not a curated record. Gene Ontology annotation, cellular component: heterotrimeric G-protein complex. The coding region runs from base 371 to 1438 and encodes 355 amino acids. The transcript is spliced from 9 exons.